AUGCCACAAAUGGGCGUCCAGCCGGUUCCUGUGCAGCCUAUUCGACCCCUACUGCCUGGAACCGUGGGCCUUAUAAUUGGCAGAGGAUCGUUAACUUUAAACGGUCUUAUUGUCUACCCUGGGGUAGUUGACUGUCAACAUAGCCCCGAGAUCCAAGUCCUGUGCUCAUGCCCAGGAGUCUUUUCUAUCACCAAAGGAGACAGGAUAGCUCAGUUAUUGCUCCUUCCAGAGGUUGCCAAACCUUCAGAGCCUGGACGAGAAAAAAUGGGCUCCUCGGGCAUGGAUUCCGCCUACCUGAUGGUCUCCCUAAAUGAGAGACCUAAGCUAAAGUUGUGGGUUGAGGGAAAAUUGUUUGAAGGCAUUAUGGAUACUGGUGCAGAUAAGAGUAUUAUUUCCACCCAUUGGUGGCCAAAGUCUUGGCCUGUCAUUAAGUCCUCACAUUCUCUACAAGGCCUCGGUUAUCAGGCCAGUCCUACUAUUAGUUCCGCUACCUUGUCCUGGAAAACGACAGAGGGACAAGAGGGACAUUUUACUCCCUACGUGCUUCCGCUCCCCGUUAACCUCUGGGGGCGUGAUAUUUUACAAAAGAUGGGAGUUAAGUUGUCUAAUGAAUACUCCUCUCAAGCUAAGGAGAUAAUGGCCAAGAUGGGUCAUAAACAGGGAAGGGGUUUAGGAGCCAGGGAACAGGGCCGGGUUGAACCCAUUCUCCCUGAAGGCAACCCAGGUAGACAGGGUCUGGGUUUUUCCUAG
Cynocephalus volans (Philippine flying lemur) is the source of this 750-nucleotide messenger RNA. Its product is annotated as endogenous retrovirus group K member 7 Pro protein-like. Gene Ontology annotation, molecular function: nucleic acid binding; aspartic-type endopeptidase activity. The coding region runs from base 1 to 750 and encodes 249 amino acids. Gene Ontology annotation, biological process: proteolysis. The record is from RefSeq and is a predicted model, not a curated record. The transcript has a single exon. NCBI's taxonomy places the organism in Eukaryota, Metazoa, Chordata, Mammalia, Dermoptera, Cynocephalidae.